Caenorhabditis elegans is the source of this 667-nucleotide messenger RNA. RefSeq names its product HIT-type domain-containing protein (gene zhit-2). The record is from RefSeq and is marked reviewed. The transcript is spliced from 2 exons. Gene Ontology annotation, molecular function: zinc ion binding. Bases 1 to 567 code for a protein of 188 amino acids. Lineage: Eukaryota; Metazoa; Nematoda; Chromadorea; Rhabditida; Rhabditidae.
AUGUCAACUUCAUCAUUUCUCGCUUGCGGAAUCUGCGGCGUCGAAAAACGAGAACCAUACAAGUGCCCACGAUGUGAUCUUCUGUAUUGUACAAUCAAAUGCUACCGUAACCCGAAACACUCCGAGUGCUCAGAGAAAUUCUAUCAGGAACAAGUAAAACAAGAAUUGUCGGGCAAAAAAGCAGAUAUCAGUCAGAAGGGAGAAGAAUAUAAAGAGAAAAUGCAAAAGUUUUUGGAUGGAGAUUGGAGUGGAAUUGAAGAAGGCGAGCCACUUGAUUCUGAUGAUGAAGAGCAAGAAGACGUGGCUGACUGGCAGAAAGAGGACACUGAAGCAAUGAAAAAAACGAUUCAAGGAACAAUUGAUGAGUAUGAGUUAGAAGAUGGAGAAAUUGAGAGACGAAUGACAACUCUUGGAUUGUCAGAUGAUAUUGAUGAACUUUUAAAUACAUUGACACCAGAAGAACGAGAAGCAUUCAAACAACUUGCUGCUGAAAUGCAAGAAGAAGAACUUGGACUUACGAAUUCUUGUUUUGCUCCUGGAUCUGCUGGAUCAUCGAAGAAAUGUUGAAUUUCGUUAAUUUUUUGAAUUUUUUGAAUUUAUAUUGUUGAAUUUGCCGGUUAUCUAUUUGAUUUUCUAAUUAUCUUGUUUAAAAAAAAGUUGACAUUCU